AUGUCUGCACAGGAUAUACCUUGUAGAAAUAAAGAAAAUUUUGAUAAAGCUGAAUUAUUAAUAAAAUUAUAUUACACAAAUAAGGAGGAAUAUUUAUUUACAACAUCAACAAAUAAACAAAUGGUGAAUGAAAAUUUUGAAGAAAUAAAAACCGUAAUUUGUUUAAAAUUGUUAACUAUGAGUUAUAAUUGUCCAUCAAGUAUGAAAAUUUUCCAUAAUAUUGGAUAUCUGUAUCAAAAACAUGGAAAGUUAGAUUUAGCAUUACAAAAUUAUGAGAAAGCACUUACACUUUAUCGCAAUCAUGGUAUUGAUCAUUCUCAAGAUAUAUCAGCAACUCAUGAUAAUAUGGGUGGGGUAUAUUUUGAACAACAUAAAUUUAAGGACGCAUUGCAUAGUUUUGAACAAGCAAUUGAAGAAGGUUUUAAACUAUUACCAGAUAAUCAUUCAUGGAUCGAAGAUUAUAAAAAAAAUGUUAAAACUGUUUCUAAAAACAUUAAAAUUAAAUUGAAAAUUGAUUGA
Molecule: messenger RNA, 519 nt
Organism: Didymodactylos carnosus
Lineage: Eukaryota; Metazoa; Rotifera; Eurotatoria; Philodinida; Philodinidae
Source: the annotation of a GenBank genome assembly